Messenger RNA from Lagopus muta (rock ptarmigan), 2778 nucleotides. It is a transcript of the gene ZMIZ2, whose product is annotated as zinc finger MIZ-type containing 2. Gene Ontology annotation, molecular function: SUMO ligase activity; zinc ion binding. NCBI's taxonomy places the organism in Eukaryota, Metazoa, Chordata, Aves, Galliformes, Phasianidae. The record is from RefSeq and is a predicted model, not a curated record. Gene Ontology annotation, biological process: protein sumoylation; regulation of transcription by RNA polymerase II.
CCGCCGCAGCGCCCGAUGAACUCCAUGAACCCCAUGAAACCGUCGCUGCCGCCCGCACCGCACGGUGAUGGUUCAUUUGCAUAUGAGGCUGUUCCCUGGCAACCGAGCACCAAUCAGCCGCCGGGAUCCCUCUCCGUGGUAACCACCGUCUGGGGGGUCAGCAACACCUCGCAGAGCCAGGUUUUUGGCAGCCCCAUGGGCCCCGGGGGCGGCAGCUCCAGCACCCCGCUGCUGCCCGGUGUGGCGGGCGCCGGUUCGGGGAUGAGCUCUCCGCAGUUCCUGGCGCAGCCGCCCUUUGCCGAGCCGGCUCCCACCAAGGGCUACGUGCAGCAGAGCGUCUACGGCCGCGGCUCCUACCCCGGCGGGCCCGGCUUCGCCCCCAGCUAUGCAGGCAGCCCUGGUGCCAUGGGGCUCCCGGCGCACGCCGCCCGCCCGCCCCCCGCUGCCGACUUCACCCAAGCGGCUGCUGCCGCCGCCGUGGCCGCUGCCGCUGCCACCGCCACAGCCACAGCCACGGCCACGGUGGCGGCGCUGCAGGAGAAGCAGAGCCAGGAGCUGAGCCAGUACAGCGCGUAAGGACGGCCGCACGCGGGGGGGGCGAUGGGAGCAGGGCAGCCCUUUGGCACUCAGUUCCUGCCCCACGCCUCCCCGCGCGGCCCCACCGGCCUCAGUCCCGGCGGCGUGGCGAGCGUCAUGGCACCCCUGGGCGUGGGGCCCACGCGGGCGCCGGCUGUGGGCACUCUGUAUGGUGCACAGCGGCUGCCCCAGCACACCUACCCAGGCCCCCCCCCAGGGCAGCAGCUGCCGCGGCAGGGCGUCAAGCGGGCGUACGGCGGAGAGGGGUACCCGGCACAGCAGUACCUGCAGGGCGGGCAGUACCCCGGCACACAGUACCCCCCCGGCGCCCCCCAGUCCUCAGCGCCGUCCCCGUCCUACCCCGGGCACAGGAUGCAGCCGGGCGUGGGCCAGUACCUCUCCGCUGCGGGCGGCACCGGGGCCUACUAUAAGGCGGCUGAGCAAUUCAAUGGACAGAGUGCAACCUUCGGUACCUACAGCCAGGCUGCCAUCAGCGGGCCGGGGCGCUCGGUGCCAGGGUACCCCAGCUCACCCCUGCCUGGGAACCCCACACCGCCCAUGACGCCGGGGAGCAGCAUGGCCCCCUACAUGUCCCCAGGCCAGGACGUUAAGGCUCCCUUCCUGCCCGACGUGAAGCCCAGCAUGGCUGCCCUGCACCCCUCGCCCUCAGGUAGGGGCAGUGGGAGGACCCUGCGCCUGACCUUCCCGGUGCGUGACGGCGUGGUGCUGGAGCCCUUCCGCCUGCAGCACAACCUGGCUGUCAGCAACCACGUCUUCCAGCUGCGCGACUCUGUCUACAAAACGCUGAUGAUGAGGCCUGACCUGGAGCUGCAGUUCAAGUGCUACCACCACGAGGACCGACAGAUGAACACCAACUGGCCGGCCUCCGUGCAGGUCAGCGUCAACGCCACGCCGCUCACCAUCGAGCGCGGGGACAACUAGACCUCACACAAACCGCUGUACCUGAAGCACGUCUGCCAGCCCGGCCGCAACACCAUCCAGAUCACCGUCACCGCCUGCUGCUGCUCGCAUCUCUUCGUGCUGCAGUUGGUGCACCGGCUCGUGCGCUCGGUGCUGCAGGGCCUCAUCAAGAAACGGCUGCUGCCCGCCGAGCACUGCAUCACCAAAAGUGAUAAGAGGAACUUCAGCAGCGGGAAUCCGGGCACGCCUGGGCCCAACGGGGAGGACGGGGUGGAGCAGACGGCCAUCAGGUCCCUCAAGUGCCCCAUCACCUUCCGCCGCAUCCAGCUGCCCGCGGGGCACGACUGCCGCCACAUCCAGUGCUUUGACCUGGAGUCCUACCUGCAGCUCAACUGCGAGCGGGGCACGUGGCGGUGUCCUGUGUGCAAUAAGACGGCGCUGCUGGAGGGGCUGGAGGUGGACCAGUACAUGCUGGGCAUCCUGAUCUACAUCCAGAGCUCGGACUACGAGGAGAUCACCAUCGACCCGACGUGCAGCUGGAAGCCAGUGCCCGUCAAACCCGACCUGCUCAAGGAGGAGGCGGACGGGCCGGCUCUCAAACGCUGCCGCACCGCCAGCCCGGCGCACAUGGUGCUGCCCAACAUCAUGGAGAUGAUCGCGGCGCUGGGGCCGGGCUCCUCGCCCUUCGCUGCCCCGGCAGCCGAUUACGGCACGCAGGGUUCCACGUUCCCGGCUCCUUCAGCUUACCCUGAGCCGUUCCCCCCCGCUGCCCCCGGCACACCGACGCUGGGGGACUUUGCGCCGCCCGCCUCCUUCCCACCUGAGCUGCUGCCCCCCGACAAGCCGCCCGCUGCCCCCCUGCCUGGACAGCUGCCACCCGCCGGCCGGAUGGAGCCGUCCCACGCCGCCGCUCUUCACGCCAUGGGCAGCCCAGCACAGCAUCGCGCCGUGCCCCCCCCGCGGCCCCCGCCGGGCAGCGCCGGCCCCGAUGUCACCUUCAGCACCGCGCCGGGGAGCGGGGAUGGGACGGAACCCGCGCUGGAUCUGCUGCCCGAGCUGACCAACCCCGAGGAGCUGCUGUCCUACCUGGGCCCCCCCGACCUGCCCAGCAGCACCAACGACGAUCUGCUCGCCCUCUUCGAGAGCAACUGAGGCCCCUCCCGGCCCCGGGGGGCGGCGGCGGGGCGGGCGGCCCCCCGGAGCGGCCCCGUCCCGCAGAGCGCAGCGCUGUACAUAUGUACAAACACUACCGCCCCGCUCCAUUAAAGCCUUUCUCUCCCA